This is a messenger RNA of Gorilla gorilla gorilla (western lowland gorilla), 5941 nucleotides long. RefSeq names its product kinesin family member 17 (gene KIF17). The coding region runs from base 101 to 2755 and encodes 884 amino acids. The transcript is spliced from 12 exons. The record is from RefSeq and is a predicted model, not a curated record. NCBI's taxonomy places the organism in Eukaryota, Metazoa, Chordata, Mammalia, Primates, Hominidae. Gene Ontology annotation, biological process: microtubule-based movement. Gene Ontology annotation, molecular function: ATP binding; microtubule binding; microtubule motor activity.
CCCCGUGGCCGGCGCUGGCCCCGCCCCUUGGCCCGGGCUGCUGGGAGUCCCCGGCGGGGCGGGGGUCAGCUCUGGUCCCGGUGGUCCUGGGCGCGGCGCCAUGGCCUCCGAGGCGGUGAAGGUUGUCGUGCGCUGCCGCCCCAUGAACCAGCGGGAGCGGGAGCUGCGCUGCCAGCCCGUGGUGACUGUGGACUGCGCGCGCGGCCAGUGCUGCAUCCAGAACCCGGGCGCCGCCGACGAGCCGCCCAAGCAGUUCACCUUCGACGGCGCAUACCACGUGGACCACGUCACCGAGCAGAUCUACAACGAGAUCGCCUACCCGCUGGUGGAGGGCGUCACUGAGGGCUACAAUGGCACCAUCUUUGCCUACGGCCAGACAGGCAGCGGGAAGUCCUUCACCAUGCAGGGCCUGCCGGAUCCGCCCUCCCAGAGAGGCAUCAUCCCCAGGGCCUUCGAGCACGUGUUCGAGAGCGUCCAGUGUGCAGAGAACACUAAGUUCCUGGUCCGGGCCUCCUACCUGGAGAUCUACAAUGAAGAUGUCCGGGACCUCCUUGGGGCUGACACCAAGCAGAAGCUGGAGCUGAAGGAGCACCCAGAGAAGGGCGUGUACGUGAAGGGGCUGUCCAUGCACACGGUGCACAGCGUGGCCCAGUGUGAGCACAUCAUGGAGACCGGCUGGAAGAACCGCUCGGUCGGCUACACGCUGAUGAACAAGGAUUCCUCACGCUCGCACUCCAUCUUCACCAUCAGCAUCGAGAUGUCUGCCGUGGAUGAGCGGGGCAAGGACCACCUCCGGGCGGGCAAGCUGAACCUGGUGGACCUGGCGGGCAGCGAGCGGCAGUCCAAGACCGGGGCCACGGGCGAGCGGCUCAAGGAGGCCACCAAGAUCAACCUGUCGCUCUCGGCACUGGGCAAUGUCAUCUCGGCGCUGGUGGACGGGCGCUGUAAGCACAUCCCCUACCGUGACUCGAAGCUGACGCGGCUGCUGCAGGACUCACUGGGCGGCAACACCAAGACGCUCAUGGUGGCCUGCCUGUCGCCUGCGGACAACAACUACGAUGAGACACUCAGCACGCUGCGCUACGCCAACCGGGCCAAGAACAUCAGGAACAAGCCGCGCAUCAACGAGGACCCCAAGGAUGCGCUGCUUCGCGAGUACCAGGAGGAGAUCAAGAAGCUCAAGGCCAUCCUGACACAGCAGAUGAGCCCCGGCAGCCUGUCAGCCCUGCUGUCCAGGCAUGUGCCCCCAGACCCUGUGCAGGUGGAGGAGAAGCUGUUGCCCCCACCUGUGAUCCAGCAUGACAUGGAGGCCGAGAAGCAGCUGAUCCGGGAGGAGUAUGAAGAGCGCCUGGCCCGGCUGAAAGCCGACUAUAAGGCCGAGCAGGAGUCUCGGGCCAGGCUGGAGGAAGACAUCACUGCCAUGCGCAACUCAUAUGACGUCAGGCUGUCCACACUGGAGGAGAACCUGCGGAAGGAGACAGAGGCUGUCCUGCAGGCGGGAGUCCUUUACAAGGCUGAGGUCAUGUCCAGGUCUGAGUUUGCCAGCAGCUCUGAGUACCUGCCUGCUUUUCAGUAUGAGACGGUGGUGAAACCCGAGGUCUUCUCCACGACAGACACUCUGCCCAGUGACGAUGUCUCCAAGACUCAGGUUUCCUCCAGGUUUGCGGAGCUGCCCAAGGUGGAACCCUCCAAGUCUGAGAUUUCUCUGGGCUCCAGUGAGUCAUCCUCGCUCGAAGAAACCUCUGUGUCCGAGGCUUUCCCUGGGCCUGAGGAGCCCUCCAACGUGGAGGUCUCCAUGCCCACUGAGGAGUCCAGGAACAGAUACUUCCUGGAUGAGUGCCUCGGGCAGGAGGCCGCUGGGCACCUGCUGGGCAAACAGAACUACCUCCCGGAAGAGGAGCCGCAGGAGGUGCCCCUGCAGGGGUUACUAGGCCUGCAGGACCCGUUUGCCGAGGUGGAAGCCAAGCUGGCCAGACUCUCCUCCACCGUGGCCAGGACAGACGCACCCCAGGCAGACGUCCCCAAGGUCCCCGUGCAGGUCCCUGCGCCGACAGACCUGCUGGAGCCCAGGGAUGCCAGGCGCGAAGCCGAGGCGGCUGAUGACUUCCCGCCCAGGCCUGAGGUAGAUCUGGCCUCGGAAGUGGCCUUAGAGGUGAUGCGGACAGCAGAGCCUGGCAUGUGGUUGGAGGCUCAGGCCCCGGUGGCCCUGGUGACUCAGCCUCAGCCCCUGCCGGCCACAGCUGGUGUGAAGAGGGAGAGCGUGGGCAUGGAGGUGGCGGUGCUGACCAAUGACCCGCUGCCCAUGGUGGACCAGCAGCAGGUGCUGGCCCGUCUGCAGCUGUUGGAGCAGCAGGUUGUGGGUGGAGAGCAGGCCAAGAACAAGGACCUGAAGGAGAAGCACAAGCGGCGCAAGCGCUACGCAGACGAGCGCAGGAAGCAGCUGGUGGCUGCCCUGCAGAACUCGGAUGAGGACAGCGGGGACUGGGUGCUGCUUAACGUCUACGACUCCAUCCAGGAGGAAGUGCGGGCCAAGAGCAAGCUGCUGGAGAAGAUGCAGAGGAAGACACCGCCUGCAUUCCUGGGCUCCUGGAUCCCUGCAAAGACAGCCAGAGUGGGAAGCAGUACCUCUCACGCGUGGAAUCUCUCUGACUCCACUUCUGCCUCAUCUUUCAGAAGCAUCUCUUCUACCACAUCUCUCCUGCCUGCCUCUCUGCCUUCUCUGUUUCUUUUAUUUUUACUUUUCAUUUUAUUUUGAGAUAGCGUCUCACUCUGUCACCCAGGCUGGAGUGCAGUGGCACAAUCAUAGCUCACUGCAGCCUUGACCUCCUGGGCUCAAGAAAUCCUCCUGCCUCAGCCUCCUGAGUAGCUGGGACUACAGGUACGCACCACCACGCCUGGCUAAUUUUUUUAUUAUUAUUAUUAUUUGUAGCAGAGGGGUCUUGCUAUGUUACCCAGGCUGGUCUCAAACUCCUGCUGUGUUACGCUGGCUGUCCCAGGCUCAAACGAUUCUCUUGCCUCAGCCUCCCAGGUAGCUGGGACUGCAGGCGCAUGCCACUGCACCCAGCUAAUUGUUUUGUAGAGAAGGGGUUUUGCCAUGUUGCCCAGGCUGGUCUCGAACUCCUGAGUUCAAAUGAUCUGCCGGCCUCAGCCUCCCAAAGUGCCAGGAUUACAGGCAUCAGCCACUGCACCUGGCUGCGAAGUCCUUUUUUUUUUUUUUGCCAAGGAAGAUACCAUAUUCACAGGCACAAAAACAGGGGGCAAAAAUCUUGGGGGUGAAAGCUUAUUUUUUUGGUGGUGGUUGUCUUUUGUGGUUUUCUCUUGUUUCUGCAGGACUUUCAGUUUCCACCUCAAGGGCGCUUCCCACUUCUAAAUGCAGCACCUUCCGGAGACUAACUCCUCUGGUCCUGCACACGUACUGGUCUCUUCCAUCAGUUUCUCAUUUUCAGGUUUCAGAUCCGUUUUUAGGAUUGUCUUGCUCCUUGUGGAGGGACUGCACCCUGCCUUCCAUCACCUCAUUCGUCCUCGCCCCAUGCUGUCCUGGAUGCUCUCUGCUUACCUCCCCAUGGGGUGGCUCCGGGGCUGUCUGCUGGACUUGGGGGUUUAUCUCUGUACUUCCAUGUGAUUCAAAGCUUCCAGCGUUCUCUGUCUUCAGGUCAUGCUGUAGGCUGGUUAAGGGUGGCUUUAUUUUUCUCUCCUGGUUCUUCUGCAUGCUUUUUUGGAGGUCUUGUUGGAGAGAUUCAGGCUUAGAUGGAUGUUUUCAUCCUCAGGUACCUAGAAUGCUGUCUAUUUUAUUUUAUUUAAACCUUUUUUUGUAUAAGGAAAUAUGUACGUACGUGUGUAUACACACUGUUAUGGUUUGGCUGUGUCCCCACCCAAAUCUUAUCUUGAAUUAUAGCUCCCAUAAUUCUCAUGUGUUGUGGGAGGGACCCAGUGGGAGAUAAUUCAGUCAUGGGGUCGGUUUCCCCCAUACUGUUCUUGUGGUAGUGAAUAAGUUUCAUGAGAUCUGAUGGUUUUAUAAGGGGAAACCCCUUUCUCUUGGUUCUGAUUUUCCUUUUGCCUGCCACCAUGUAAGAUGUGCCUUUCACCUUCCACCAUGAUUGUGAGGCCGCCCCAGCCAUGUGGAACUGUGAGUCCAUUAAACUUCUUUUCCUUUAUAAAUUACCCAGUGUCGGGUAUGUCUUUAUGAGCAUUGUAAAAACAGACCAAUAUACACACACACAAGAACACACGUGCCAUCUCUUUCUUAGAUAAAAGUAGCUCUAGUGCACACUUUCUUCUACCUAGCUUUUCUCACACAACAACGUAUAGUAUCCUGAAGGUCACAGCAGUAUGGAGAGAUACUCCUCAUUCUUUUCUGUUUUUGAGACGGAGUCUCGCUCUGUUGCCCAGGCUGGAGUGCAGUGGCCUGAGCUCGGCUCACUGCAAUCUCCACCUCCUGGGUUCAAGAGAUUCUCCCACCUCAGCCUCCCGAGUAGCUGGGACUACAGGCGUGCACCACCCAUGCCCGGCUAAUUUUUGUAUUUUUUAGUAGAGACGAGGUUUCACUGUGGUGGCCAGGCUGGUCUUGAACUCCUGAUCUCAGGUGAUCCACCCACCUCGUCCUCUCAAAGUGCUGUGAUUACAGACCUGAGCCACUACGCCUGGCCUCCUCAUUCUUUGACAACUACAUAGCACUCUAUCGUGAGGCUGGAUCAUUGCUUAUUGAGUCAGUCCUCUCUUGAUAAACACUUGGGGUGUUUCCAAUAUCUUGUAAUAAUAAAGGCUGCUGUAGUAAACAGCCUGUGCAUAUGACUUCCGUAUUCUUGGUAGGUUUCUUUGGAAUCUAUUCCUCCAACUAGGGAUGCUGGGACAAAGGGUAAUGCAAGUGUGAUUUUGCUUGAUGUCACUAGAUAUGCCAACUUCUCCUCCAUAAGGAUUGUAGUGUUUCGUAUUUCCACUAGCAUGUAUCCAUGUGUUUCUCACCAACAGAGUAUAUUUACAAAAACCUGGAUUUUCCUUUUCUUUAUUGAGACGAGGUCUCACCCUGUUGCUCAUGCUAGAGUGCAGUGGCACGAUCACAGCCCACUGCAACUUCAACCUCCUGGCCUCAGGUGAUCCUCCUACCUCAGCCUCCCGAAUAGCUGGGACUACAGGCAUGCACCACCAUGCCUGGCUAAUUUUUGUAUUUUUUUGUAGAGACGGGGUUUUGCCAUGUUGCGCGGGCUGGUCCCAAACUCCUGGGCUCAAGUGAUCCUCCUGCCUUGGCUUCCCAAAGUGCUGGGAUUACAGGCAUGAGCCACUGCAUCCAGCCCCUAAAACUUGGAUUUUUACCACUUUGUUAGGUGAGAAAUAAUAUCUCAGUGUAGUUUUUUGUUGUUGUUGUUGAUUUUAUUUUAUUUUUCUGAGAUGGAGUUUCGUUCUUUUGCCCAGGCUGGAGUGCAAUGGUGCAAUCUCGACACACUGCAACCUUCGCCCCCCAGGUUCAAGUGAUUCUCCUGCCUCAGCCUCCCAAGUAGCUGGCAUUACAGGCAUGUGCCACCACGCCUGGCUAAUUUUUUGUAUUUAGUAGAGAUAAGGUUUCACCGUGUUGGCCAUGCUGGUCUUGAACUCCUGACCUCAAGUGAUCCGCCCCACCUUGGCCUCCCAAAGUGCUGGGAUUACAGGCGUGAGCCACUGUGCCCAGCAUUAGUGUAGUUUUAAUUUGCAUUUUUCUUAUUGUGAGCAGUGUUGAAUAGUUUUUCAUAUGUUUUGUGGCCAUUUGCAGUUUUUCUCCAAACUAUUUUUAUCUCUUUUGCUCAUUUCUCUAUUAGGGUGGUUGUUCUUUUUCUUUUCUACAUGUAGAAACUCUUUAUACAUUAGGAAUAUUAACUCUUGGUCUGUGAUAUAAAUUGUAAAUUUUUUUCCAGUUUGUCUUUUACUGUGCUUUAUGGUAUUUUUGCCAUAUGAAAAUUUUCAAUUUUUA